Molecule: messenger RNA, 417 nt
Organism: Protopolystoma xenopodis
Lineage: Eukaryota; Metazoa; Platyhelminthes; Monogenea; Polystomatidea; Polystomatidae
Source: the annotation of a GenBank genome assembly
AUGCGUAUCGAUUGGGUGAUAGAAUCUGAAGCUGACUGUUCUGUUCUUCUCAAAUUAGCUCACUACAUUCGAGAUCGGCUUCUCAUUGUCUGUCCCACUGCCGUCCUCUCCUUUAUUCAAAUAGUGGCCAACAUUGGUGGACCACGUGAAUGGCAUCGAGCACUUUGCCUUCUCUCACGAGUUGCCAUUCUUAGAUACCCCCCAUUCCCGAAUUCCAGCCACCCCGUCAUCCCUGAAGUUGACGGAGUUAAGUCUAACCUGCUUACGGAAUGCAACUCCGGCAACCAAUCUUCUGGCUCGGAUGCCCGCCUUUUGACCCAGACCAUCUUUGAUAUCGGAAACCAUUUUGCUGCUCUUACGAUAAGUUCUAACGCAGCAUUCUUAAGGUCUCUACAAAAUAAGCUCUACUGCAUCUAA